AAAAUAUGCAAUUAUGUCAAAAUUUUUUAUGUAUAUAAAUUGAUUCAAAUACGAAAUAAGCAGUUGUAGUCAGUGUCGUUCUUUGUAAUAAUCAAAACUAACAAAAUGAAUACAUACUGUGUUAUCUUCUUCUUGGCUGUUGCUUUUCUCAGCGGAAUAGAGAGCAUAUCAGAAGCUGAACAAGCCAUGAUGUUCGAACUACACCAAAAAUGCUUACCUAUCUCUGGAGCUACUGACGAAAUGGCUAAGCAAGCAAUGACAGGAAAUUUUCCAGAAGAUCCUGCCUUUAAGGAACACGUAUUCUGCAUGUCCAAAGGUUUUGGUUUCUUCAACGAAAAAGGAGAAGUAAAUACAGCUGUAGUGGAAGGUGAAUUGAACAAGAGAGUUCCAGAUCCAGCACUAAGGGAAGAAAUUAGAACAAAAUGUUUAGUAAUGAAAGAAACCCCUCAAGAAACAGCUUUCCAGACUGCUAAGUGUAUGUUUGCUUAUAAAGACAAACUUAUGUAAUUAUAAAUUAUUCGACUGUCCGAUAUGCUUAUGUAUAAAGUUUAAAAUAAAGAAACAAAAGUUCCUA
Molecule: messenger RNA, 574 nt
Organism: Diabrotica virgifera virgifera (western corn rootworm)
Lineage: Eukaryota; Metazoa; Arthropoda; Insecta; Coleoptera; Chrysomelidae
Product: B2 protein-like
Exons: 3
Coding region: 106-507 (133 amino acids)
Biological process (GO): sensory perception of smell
Molecular function (GO): odorant binding
Source: RefSeq, a predicted model, not a curated record